CUCUAGAAAGGUGCGCAGUGUCCCGACUUCGAAUUCCAAGUUGGAAAAAAGUUGGGAAACAAUAUUUUCCCAGCCGGAGCUCAUUAUUCCCGAGUUCCCAGUUGACUUGAAAGCACUGAAUUCGGAGAUUUCCGAGUUCAGCUGAUUUUUGAACGCGACAAAACGUCCAGACUUCGGUCAAUGACGCACAGACAGGAGCGCACUUUGAAACUGCAGGACUCUUGAGUAACCAUGCAGACAAUUGAAGUUCUGAAACAGGCCCUCUCCAGCCUGGAUCCUACCCAGCAGCAGCAGCUCUUGGUGGCCGGGUCUGUGGUGGCCGUGGGUGGGCUGAUGACCUGUUAUUACUGGGUGUAUCAAGGCACGAAGACCAAGCGCAUUCCAAUAGGGGAUGGGUGGUGGGGGGCAGGAGAGAAGCCUCAGUCAGAGGAUGAGAAGGUUUUCCCCUUUCAGGUCCAGACUUCUGAUGAAGAGAUACAGGACUUGUAUGACCGUAUUGACAAGACCCGGUACACUGAACCACUGGAGGACACAGGCUUCCAGUACGGCUUCAACUCUACCUACCUGAAGAAGGUGGUCUCCCACUGGAGGCAUCAAUUUAACUGGAAGAAGCAGAUUGCAAUACUCAACAAGUAUCCUCAAUUCAAAACCAAUAUCGAGGGAUUGGAUGUACACUUCAUCCAUGUGUGUCCACCUCACCGUGAGGGCCAGAGGGUGUUGCCUCUAAUGCUGGUGCAUGGCUGGCCUGGCUCUGUUUAUGAGUUCUAUAGGAUCCUGCCCUUACUCACUAACUCGCUGGACAGUCUGGCUUUCGAAGUCAUCUGCCCCUCCAUCCCAGGAUAUGGCUUCUCCGAGGCCCCUCAUAAGCAAGGGUUUAACUCUCUGGCUGCAGCGAGGGUCUUCCACAAGCUGAUGGAGCGUCUGGGUUUCUCAGACUAUUAUCUGCAGGGAGGAGACUGGGGCUCACUCAUCACUACUAACAUGGCCCAGAUGAAGCCAGAGUGUGUGAAGGGUCUCCACCUCAACAUGUUAACUAGCAAACUGAGGGGGUUCGGUGUCCUGCUUUCAAUCCUGAUUGGCCGCUACCUGCCCUGGCUGGUUGGGUUCACCCGGGAGGAUGUCAGGAGGUUGUUUGGUUCAGUAGGUUUCAUGGAAAGGAACUUCUAUGAGAUCAUAAGAGAGACUGGCUACCUGCACAUCCAGGGCACCAAGCCAGACUCCGCUGGUUGUGGAGUGAAUGACUCUCCAGUAGGCCUGGCUGCUUACAUACUGGAGAAGUUCUCCACCUGGACUGACUUCAACAACAGGGACUUGGAAGAUGGGGGGCUGGAGAGGAAGUUCACCCUGGACGACCUGCUGACCAACAUCAUGAUCUACUGGACCACCGGCUCCAUCGUGUCCUCCAUGAGGUUCUACAAGGAGAACUUAAAGACCAACAUUGACAACAGACUGGAUAAUCACACGGGGGUGUAUGUGCCUACAGGUCUGGCGGCGUUCCCCAACGAGCUAAUGCACGUGCCCCAGGUGUGGGCUAGAGCCAAGUUCAGGAACAUUUACUCCUACUCUUACAUGCCCCGAGGAGGCCACUUCGCUGCCUUCGAGGAGCCACAGCUCCUGGCUGACGACCUGCUGCAGUUUGUGAAGAAGGUGGAGAAGUUGUAGAGUUGAUGGAUACAAGAGGUCGACUCUCCCCUCCUGCCAAGUGCCUGGAAGAAAAACCAGCAGGACUGCAGAACGUGAUGACACUACAGCUUGGAAUUGUAGCUUUGUACUAAAAACAUUCAUGUUAAUCUAAGAUUAAAAAUCAGAAGCACUGUCUGAUUAUCAGGUAAAUACUUGGUCAAUCAGUGAUGUUAACACUGCAAUAUGAUCAUGCUCAGUGAUUGUGUUGGUGUAAUAUUAAGGCUAUACAGUCAACAUAAUGGACCAAUACUGUAAUAAUGAAAUGAUCAGCACUUCAAUACUGAUGUCUUCCAGAUUGCAAAAAAAACUGAAAGCAUCAAUCACAGAUGUCUGUUCUUUUCUUGUUGCAAUAAUGAAAUACUGCUAUAGUAUACUACUGAUGUCCUGCUAUAGUAUACUAUACUACUGCUAUACUACUAUAGCAUACUAUACUACUGCUAUACUGCUAUAGCAUACUAUACUACUGCUGUACUGCUAUAGCAUACUAUACUACUGAUAUAGCAUACUAUACUACUGCUAUACUGCUAUAGCAUACUAUACUACUGCUAUACUGCUAUAGCAUACUAUACUACUGCUGUACUGCUAUAGCAUACUAUACUACUGCUAUAGCAUACUAUACUACUGCUAUACUGCUAUAGCAUACUAUACUACUGCUAUAGCAUACUAUACUACUGCUGUCCUGAUAUAGCAUACUAUACUACUACUAUAGCAUACUAUACUACUGCUGUACUACUAUAGCAUACUAUACUGCUGUACUGCUAUAGCAUACUAUAGCAUACUAUACUACUGAUGUUCUGCUAUAGCAUACUAUACUACUGCUGUCCUGCUAUAGCAUACUAUACUGCUGUUCUGCUAUAGCAUACUAUACUACUGCUGUCCUGAUAUAGCAUACUAUACUACUGCUGUUCUGCUAUAGCAUACUAUACUACUGCUAUAGUAUACUAUACUAAUGCUGUCCUGAUAUAGCAUACUAUACUACUGUUAUCCUGAUAUAGCAUACUAUACUACUGCUAUAGCAUACUAUACUACUGCUGUACUGCUAUAGUAUACUAUACUACUGCUGUACUGCUAUAGUAUACUAUACUACUGCUGUACUGUUAUAGCAUACUGUACUACUGCUGUACUGCUAUAGCAUACUGUACUACUGCUAUAGCAUACUAUACUACUGCUAUACUGCUAUAGUAUACUAUACUACUGCUGUACUGUUAUAGUAUACUAUACUACUGCUGUACUGUUAUAGCAUACUAUACUACUGCUGUACUGCUAUAGCAUACUGUACUACUGCUGUACUGCUAUAGCAUACUAUACUACUGCUAUACUGCUAUAGUAUACUAUACUACUGCUGUACUGUUAUAGCAUACUAUACUACUGCUGUACUGUUAUAGCAUACUAUACUACUGCUGUACUGCUAUAGUAUACUAUACUACUGCUGUAAUCAUGUCUAUUGUGGUGACCCUGUAAGGCAGGGAUGUCAAACUCAGUCCAGAGUGCCAAGUGUCUGUGGAUUUUUCCUUUCAAUUAAGACCAAGACAACCAGGUGAGAGGAGUUCCUUACUAAUUAGUGACCUUCAUUAAUCGAGGGAGGAGUGAAAGGAGUUUGACAGGUGCUGUAAUGUCUUCCUGUUUAGUGUCUGAUAUUUGUGAGGGUAGUAGCGACAACACCUGUAGACACUCGGCCCUCCGUGGAACGAUUUUGACACUUCCUGUUUAGUGUCUGAUAUUUGUGGGGCUGGUUCCCAGGAGUGACCUGGACACAGCUUAAGUUUAGUCCUGGACUAAAAAUAUAUUUCAAUGGUAGUGUUCCAUUGAGCAUGGUUUUUAGUCUCGGUCUAGAUUAAGCCUAAUCUAUGUCCCGGAAACCAUGAUGAAUUUUCUGUGGACCCCAGGAAGACCAGCAGUCACUAAGGGGUCAGCUUAUGAGGAUCCAAAUGAACAAAUUAAAUUAACAUCCACAAGUCAAUAACUUACAAGAUGUUGAACAAGAUUAAACCUUUGUAUGCUGCAAAAUGUGAAUAA
This is a messenger RNA of Oncorhynchus nerka (sockeye salmon), 3699 nucleotides long. Its product is annotated as epoxide hydrolase 1-like. Gene Ontology annotation, molecular function: epoxide hydrolase activity. Lineage: Eukaryota; Metazoa; Chordata; Actinopteri; Salmoniformes; Salmonidae. Gene Ontology annotation, biological process: arachidonate metabolic process; epoxide metabolic process. The transcript has 9 exons. The coding region runs from base 232 to 1662 and encodes 476 amino acids. The record is from RefSeq and is a predicted model, not a curated record.